GGGAGAGAGGCAGAGACAGAGAGACAUAAACAUACCCAACCAGUGAGAGAGCGAAAGGGGGAAAGCAAGCAAGCAGACAAGGCAGGCGGGCAGGCAGGCAAGAGAAGGCAGUGGACAAGAUAUCAGCACCCUGCACAUUGGAAUUGUACAGCUUGCAGCCAACAUGGUCAUCCUCAGCCGUAUUGCUUUGGGAUUUUAUCUCCAGCUCCUUUUCUGCUUUGCUGUAUCUCAGUCCUCCUUUGUGGACAGUGUCUUCUCAAUUUCAGCAGGUAAAUUGCAACAUUGAUUUAUCUCUUGGUGACUUGCCUUGCUUAUCUCUGCGUGUUUAGAUUUCCCUGCUGUUCUAAGCACUCGGAAUCGUGGUUGGGAAAUACUUAGUCCCAAUGCAUGCUGAAUCACAAAACAAUAAAAGCCAGAGGCUCCCCCCACCCCUUUUCAAAUCUGUUCUUAUUUUAUUAUUCCUGAUCCUGACGUCAAGAGGCUAACAUCUCCUGUUUAAUACUAAUGGGCUAUAUCGCCACAAAACAGAAACUUCGUUGUUAGAUAGCUAUCCUGCUUUAUUUCAGUGGCAAUCGAUGGCUUGAAGGUCUGCGAAUUUGCAGAGACGCAAAUGAAGUCGAUGAGAGGAGGAUGAAUCACAAUGUAUGUCCAUUUCUGUUAACACAGCCUUGACCUCAUCCAGCGUUGCUGGACUUGUGCUGGAUGCUAGCACAGUAAACAUCUUCUGGCUAGCGCAGUGGCACUAACAAAUACUCAGAUGACUUCCAUAGCGAACAAAAGCCCACUGCAUGGAAAAAAACACCCCGGGUUGGCAGGAGGCAAAGGGUAUGGAUUGCCUGACUGCAGGGAAUCCUAUUUUCCACUUUAAUCCAACAGGUUUCCCUUCAGCUGUGCGUUCUGGGAAGGAGACCAGGAGGCUUGCCGCAGGUCUGUACAUUUUAACGGCAAACUUCACAGCAAUAUGAAAGAGACAGCUCCGUCUUUUUCCAGCAUUCCUGUUACUGAAUGCAAUGUUAUUGAAAGGGGAACCCUUUAAAGAAUCAAGUUUGAGGUGGCUGUUGUAUAAGACUUUAAAUUAGGGGCAAUGCCAGGCCUAGGAGACUGAGGAGACUGAGUGGUCUCCAGACCACUUCACCUUUCCCACACGUCAGACCUCUCAGUAGUCCUGCUCCACGCCCUCUCAAGUGUGUUUGCUUGACUGGAAUGAGAUUGUGCCUCUCGUUUGCCCCCGUGGAGGUGUGUACAUAGAAACCUCUGUGUUUUGUGAAGCUUAUUGUGUUGUACAAUCAAUUGCUCCAGCUCACGGUGUCUCCGGCCAUUUGUGCCUCUGGCCGCACCAAAGAAUAAUCUGUCAUGGCUCUUGCCCAUGAGAGAAUAUAGCCCUCAGGCUGAAGAAAGGUCUGCAUCCCUGCUUUAGGUUUCUAGCAUUGUUCUUAUAGGAUUGUAUGCUUUUAAAAAUAAUCAUCAUCAUCAUCAUCAUCAUCAUCAUCAUCCAUGUGCUUUCAAAACUGCAAUAGAAUAACAGUGCUACAAUGAUUUAAGCUUCCCUUUGCUGCAUUGUGAAUUAAUAGAUCUUUAUGGAGAUAUGAUAAUUCAAAAUAACGAAAACACAUGUCAUUAGAAACACAGUGAAAAUAAAUCCAGAACAAAUGCAGCAGACUAAAAAUAGUGGUCUAAUAGGGCUUUCUUAAAAGACAUUGUUAUUUGCACCAGCUAUGUAAAACAGUUGUUUCAGCCAACCGCAUCCUCCCAUUUGGUGUUUAUUCACAAAACCUGCGUGAAUGUUGCAACAGGCAAGAGACAGAAGAACUGCAUUGCAAACUUUGGAGAAAUGGGGAUUUGUUGAUGGUGAGGAUGGACAACUCAUAGCCCUGAGGUUGAACCCAGCUUCAAGAUGUUUCCCACUCGGCCCCCAACAUAAAUCCAAUUCCCAAGUAUCCCGCACAUAGAGAAAUGGCUCUUUGCCAUCUUCUCCUACUCACUGUGAUCAGCAGGAGAGAUUCUUCCUCUUUAUUAUGUGACUCGCCCAGUUUCUCCUGUGCAAGUGACACAGAGAAAUUGGCUCUAUUGCUCUGAGAAGAGAAGGUUCAACUUCACUGCCACAUGUUAGGUGUAGCAAUGCAACCUCCUAUGCCUUAGGUCAAGUUAGGGCCACCUGUGUGCUAGCCAUGAACCCUCCUGUUUCAUUGCAUAUGGGUUACCAGAGUACCAAGGCAACGUAUUGCUCUACAAUGAUGGCAAGGGCUCUCAGGGGUGAUCAUGUCAAUGGCUCUGGGCAUCUCACUGUUCCACAAGAGACUCAACAGGAGGGCUAACCAUGGUAGUUGUAGCAGCAGCGAGGAAGCAGUGAGAUAGAGAAGUUUAACUCUUCCUACCAUACUCUUUCUCUACACACACACACACACGCACACACGUGCACACACACACAGAGACACACCAUCUCAUAGGUUGCUAUCUGCAUUUUAACGGAUGCUCCCAUUGUUUUCAGUGGAGGCUUCCCUUGAAAUGCAAACGGUAAAAAGCUAAAGGUAAAGGACCCCUGGAUGGUUACAUCCAGUCAAAGGCGACUGGGGUUGUGGCGCUCAUCUUGCUUUCAGGCCGAGGGAGCCACUGUUUUUCCACAGACAGCUUUCCGGGUCAUGUGAGCAGCAUGACUAAACCGCUUUGGCGCAACGGAACACCGUGACGGAAACCAGAGUGCAUGGAAACGCCGUUUACCUUCCCACUGCAGCAGUACCUAUUUAUCUACUUGCACUGGCGUGCUUUUGAACUGCUAGGUUGGCAGGAGCUGGGACAGAGCAACGGGAGCUCACUCCGUUGCAGGGAUUCGAACCAUUGACUGGCAAGCCCAGGAGGCUCUGGUUUAGACCACAGAGGUGAUUUUUAGGGGAGGGUGAGAAAGAGUCCUGAGGCUGCUCAGAUUUCCCUGCAGCUGUUAUUUACAUAGCAAAAACCAUGCACAUUAAUUGCAAACACACCAUUAUCGUCUAGUUUUUGACCCUUAGUCGCUGGGUGAAGCGAGUGGUCCAUCAAGCUUAACUCAAUUCAAAAUGUGGCUUCUGUUUUUAAAAAAGGAGUUGACCAAUGCUCCGCGAUUUAUGUCACAACAGGUUUUUUGUUUUCCUAUUCAUUGAAUUUGGGGUAGACAGCAAUCCUUUUGAGGCCUUUGAAAGUGCAUCAACUCAUCUCAUGGAGUGUGGAGAAGGAUCAUGAUGGCAGACCUUGUCUGGUGUCAUGGUGGCAGGAUAAGGCCAGCAGGCGCAAUUCUGAUUCUCUUCCAUUUGUCGUCUUUCAUAACAUCUUAAUUAGGAUAAUUAUUGUUUUAUGUGUAUUUGGGCUUAUCAUCUGAUAGAUGUUUGAUGUUUUGUAGUAGAUGUCACUCAGCAGGAGGGGAGACUCUGUUUAUUUUAGUGUGAUUUCUAGUAUACUUUAAUACUCACUUGUGUCUUUCAUUGGCAUGAGCCUGGAGUCCCAGAUAAUUAUUUCUAUCUGGCAACUAAAGGAAGCUUCCUUUUGGAAGACACUAGCUUAAACACUGCGCUUGCCAAGGGUAAGCCUAGGGUAAGCCUCAUCGUACGAAACGGCCACACCAUUCCUGAAUGAUGACUUGUCUUUCCCAUCGUUACAAAAAUACUCUCAGCUAUUUUCCAGAUAUAAUUGAAAACCAGUGGCCUUAGGGGCCUUUUUAUUAUUGUCCCCUAAUGUCUCCCCAUGGCAACCUAUGUCACAAACAAAGAGGCUUCGACCACGGCAUGGCGGUAACUAAGUGAUCAGAAGAAAACAAUAUGGGAGCAACCGAGUUGUUGCUUUGCGUGGGAUAUCACUGUAAAGAAGGGGCAUUUAGGCCUUGCUCUGGAAAAGAAAUGUGCAAACUUGCAAAGUAUAAUUUUCGUACCUUUCACCCGACUCCACCUCUCUGGCAGGAUAUGGCCAGGCUGUUCCUGGAAAUGAUCCUCUCAGCUCCGGCCAACUGGAUUUCUUGGUGCUGCUGAAGCAUCGUUUUUAGAGGAAAUGUUUCUGGGUGUUAUAUAUUGCAAGAUUGAACACAUGACUGCGAGUCUGUGUUUCCACAUGGUUAUGUAGCAGUUAGCAACAGUUGGGAGCAAAACAACAGGUCCUGAGGUGUGAACAUGCACAGACGAGCCUUUUAAUAUACUUUAUCUGGGGGGCAUCUCUUUCUAAAAAUAAUAAUCAUUACGGUACUGUACCUUGAUGGUUUCUUCAUAUGCGUUAUUUUUUAAUCCUGCGGUACAUGGUGCUAUGAUCCAUGUUAUCCUGUUAUGUAAAAUGAUUACAAGAGAUGCGAUCGAGCAAUUUAGGACAUUUUGCACGGGGACAGGGGGCUUAACGUGGGUUGCCCAGGCUGAAUGUCAAGAGGAUUCGCCAGAACAGUGGUGAAGCAGCCAUUUUAAAAAUUUGGUUUAGGAUUUUGAGGGACUGGACCAAUGCUGCCUGGCUGUGUACAGGCUGGUGGGGUCAUGUACUGCUAACUGCUGGUUUUUAAAUACAACCAGGGUAGAUAAAAAUCAAUGAUUUAAAAUAUAUAUAUAUCUUUUUUUAUUAUUUAAAUAGAAUUUUUAAAAUAAAAUUCUUUCGGAGGAAAAAUCUUUCUAAAGAUAGUUUUCUAUUUAAGUUACAUUAUAGUCCAAAGGCUAUUCAUCAGGAAAUAAGGAUUUGUUUUACGCUUUUCAUGUGAACUCAAGCUCAGUCUAAGUUGUUUUUUAAUUGUUUGACAUCAGUUAACAAACAUGGAUACAUAUGCUAUAAUGUUAUAGUUUUAGUUCAAUAAAUUGUUUAAAUUGUUAUUAAGGAAAUGAUUAUUUUUCUCCUUCCAAUGAAGUACAGCAGAAAAGUUGUCCAAAUAUAAACAGUUAACUUAUUAAACCUCACAAUAAUUUCAUAACUAUCGGUCUGUGCAUUUCUAAUUGUAUAACCAAAUCAGUAAUUUUUGAUAUAACUGUAAAAACUACUCUGGAAAUUUAUUAUUCCAAAAAAUGAAACCUUCAUCUGGUUGUAAAUAUUAAGGUUAAGCAAGAAUUAGUCUUUCUAUUUUUAAAAAAUGAUUUAAAUCAAGUCUUACUGACUAGUGAUUUAAAUCGAUUUGAUUUUAAUCCACCCUGAAUACAACCAUACAUUACAAAGACACCCCAAGUCUCUAGUGCUCUCUCUGUCAAGGAAAUCUCAAAUUUGGAAGAGGCAGACUUUAAGGAGGAGUGGAAACCUUUGCUUGGAUAUUUAAAGAACUAUUGCAAACAUGUAAAAACGUGGGUAGUUUUAGAAAGGUAAGGGUGUGUUCUUGAUGGCAGAAAGUGAGGAGGAAUUAAAGAACCUUUUAAUGAGGGUGAAAGAGGAGAGCGCAACAUCAAAAAAACGAAGAUCAACAUAAAAAAAAAACGAAGAUCAUGGCCACUGGGCCCAUCACCUCCUGGCAAAUAGAAGGGGAAGAAAUGGAGGCAGUGAGAGAUUUUACUUUCUUGGGCGCCAUGAUCACUGCAGAUGGUGACAGCAACUGUGAAAUUAAAAGACACCUGCUUCUUGGGAGAAAAGCAAUGACAAACCUAGACAUCAUCUUAAAAAGCAGAGAUAUCACCUUGCCAACAAAGGUCCGUAUAGUUAAAGCUAUGGUUUUCCCAGUAGUGAUGUAUGGAAGUGAGAGCUGGACCAUAAAGAAGGCUGAUCACCGAAGAAUUGAUGCUUUUGAAUUAUGGUGUUGGAGGAGACUCUUGAGAGUCCCAUGGACUGCAAGAAGAUCAAACCUCUCCAUUCUUAAGGAAAUGAGUGCUCACUGGAAGGACAGAUCCUGAAGCUGAAGCUCCAAUACUUUGGCCACCUCAUGAGAAGAGAAGACUCCCUGGAAAAGACCCUGAUGUUGGGAAAGAUGGAGGGCACAAGGAGAAGGGGACGACAGAGGACGAGAUGGUUGGACAGUGUUCUCGAAGCUACCAGCAUGAGUUUGACCAAACUGUGGGAGGCAGUGGAAGAUAGGAGUGCCUGGCGUGCUCUGGUCCAUGGGGUCACAAAGAGUUGGACACGACUAAACAACAACAACAACAAAGGGUGUGUUCACUGGGCUCUAAGGUGGUAAUGUUAAGUUGUUGGAUAUUCCUGUUGCCUUUCCCCCUAGCUGCUCACAUCAGCAGGGCUUCAUUGGUACGAGAUCCGUUUCUGUUUAUGUUCACACCAGGGCACAUUGACAGGGUGGGGAUGUCUUUAUGCCACACCUGAUCAAUGCGUGCUUGUGGCGUUGUCAUCAAUGCAUGCUCACUGGUGUUGAGGCGAGUUGAGGCACUAGAGGGCAAGAGAAUGUCCAGGUUUCUAAUAGGAGGUAGGGAUAGCAUGUUGUUUGUGUUGGUACAGUAUGUGUAUUUAUGGAGAGAGGGAGAGAGAGAGGGAGGGAGAGAGAGAGAGAGAGAGAGAGAGAGAGAGAGAGAGAGAGAAUGAAUGAAUGGACAAUUUGCUAUUACUUACUGGCUGCUGAUUUGGCUGUCUCACUUUGUCUAGCAAUUUUGGCCUUGUCAUAAAGACCCUCAGGAAGGGGAGAGAUGAUCUCUUUCACUUAAACCUUUGUCCUUUCCUUUAUCUUUUUUUUAAAAAGCUGUUUAUUUGAAAACCUAUUUUUCAAGUAUAUUGAUAUACACUAGUGGCCAAAAUUGUCCUUUCCUUUAUCUUUUUUUUUUUAAAGCUGUUUAUUUGAAAACCUAUUUUUCAAGUAUAUUGAUAUACACUAAUGGCCAAAAUUGUCGUUUACCUUUUCUUUUUUCUUUUUUUUAAAAAAGCUAUUUAUUUGAAAUCCAAUUUCUCAAGUAUAUCGAUAUACACUAGUGGCCAAAAUUGUGGAAACUAAAGAAACUAAUUGAGGUAACUAAAUAAACUUGUUAGUCAGAAGCAACCCAGCAAUAAAACCCAAUUAAUAGAGGCAAUAAUUCAAUCUUGGUUUCACAUUAUUACAGCUGCAGAACAAAAAAAUUGGUUCACUCCAUGAGAAGGCAUUGAAAGGCCAUAAUUAAAGCUAAAGGUUACCCAGUUAAGUAUUAAUUGACAUGCUGAGAAUUUUUGUAUAUCUCAUUUUUUUUCUAUGUGUUUCACAUUUCUUUUUUAUGACUGAUGUUGUAAUAAAGUAUGGCAAAAAGAAGCAGAUGGCGCAACUCGUGACUGCCGUGGUCAAGUGUUCUGAUGAUGAGGGGCAAAACACCUGGAUUAUUGAUUCUGUAUCUUGUAUAUAGUAACUUGUGAGUCUGCUGUAAAUAAUAAACCUCUAAGUAACCAAGUUACUAGUGAGCAGCAUUUUGUUCCUGUUCAUCCAGUCAGCUUGCAACCAGAUACUUCCAGAAAGUCUGCAUGUGCUCUGCAAUAUUCAACAGGAAACACACUUUUCCCAAAAGGUUUCCACAGUUUUGGCCACUAGUGUAAUAUUGCAGAUAAUACUGUAAGAGCUGCACUGUAGCUGCUACAGCAAAGUUCCCCAGCUAUAGACCCCGUUCACCCUUAGGCCCAUGCAGCAAGAAAAGACCAGGGUUCUGCACAGUGCCGGAUUUAAGUAUAAGCUAAACAAGCUGUAGCUUAGGGCCCCACUCUCUUGGCAAAAAUGUAAAGGACAAAAAAACUGGAUGUACAUUUCCAAAAUAUAAGAUUUUUUAAAAUGAAAUAAACCCUACAUACAGCAACAGUGCCUUGUGUUGUGUAUGGACCUAUUAGGUCCAUAAAUUAAAAGGUAAAGGGACCCCUGACCAUUAGGUCCAGUCGCGACCGACUCUGGGGUUGCAGCGCUCAUCUCGCUUUAUUGGCCGAGGGAGCCGGCGUACAGCUUCCGGGUCAUGUGGCCAGCAUGACUAAGCCGCUUCUGGAGAGCCAGAGCAGCACACGGAAACGCUGUUUACCUUCCUGCCGGAGUGGUACCUAUUUAUCUACUUGCACUUUGACGUGCUUUCAAACUGCUAGAUUGGCAGAAGCAGGGACCGAGCAACGGGAGCUCACCCCUCACGGGGAUUCGAACCGCCGACCUUCUGAUUGGCAAGUCCUAGGCUCUGUGGUUUAACCCACAGGUCCAUAAAUUACCAUAUAGCAUAUAUUCAACACAAAAAACAGCGACAAUUUGUUGUGGACAAAGGACAGCUGGACAUAUAAAGGGCCCCAUUACCUUCAGUAGCUUAGGGCCUCGUCAAACCUAAAUCCGGCCCUGGUUCUGAUGGUCUGUGAGAGAACAGUAGGGCAGCAUCCGAGAUAAAGGCAGCAUUUCUUGUCAGGGAACUCCUGGAAUUGAUACUGAGCCAUAGGGAAGCACAGAUGCUACUGAGUACAUGAUCAUAGCAGUUAUAUUAUACGUUGGCCUUUUAAUAGCAGUUACUCAUUUGUCUUGUGACUGCACUGAAUUUCAGCUUGGAAAGGUUGCCGGGGUUUCUCUGAACAGGUGGAAGAGUUGAAACGGUUUUUCAGUGAUGCUUUAUUGCCACGGGCUCACCGAAACUGCAGCUCUGUACAGAGGCCAAAAAUCCUGGUCCUACAUUCUGGCUAUAAUUGAAAACAACAACAAGUGGGCCUAGAUAGUAGGCAUACAUGACAAAACCAUAACACAUUUCUUUUCAAAAGUGUGUGUGUGUGUGUGUGUGUGUGUGUGUGUGCAAUGUAUCGCUUUUUGUGGGAGGGAUUCAAGUGUACAAUGGAAAUCUGGGUUUAAGCAAAUAAAGUGGAUUUUGAAGCACUCAUUUGCUUUGGCACAACAAAGUCUCCUUAUCUCCCCACCAUAUCCCCAUACUUUUUGUGGUUAGUAAAGUGCUGGAAGAAUGCAUGAAAAAGUGUGGGAUGAAUGCAGAAAGAUGUAUAAAUACUACACAAGCAAAUCAAAGUGGAUUCAGAAUGAAUGGUCAUCACUGUAUAACCUCCCCACAAACAAAUCAGAACAAAUGCUCAGUAAAGAUUAGAUAUAAUCUAACUUGCAUGUAAACUUUGUGGAAGCAAUUCAGGAUAAAUACUGAAUAACAGGUUGUCUGGAGAUGCCCUUAGUAACUCUGAUCUGUAUUGAUGACAGCGCUGUUGCUAUUAAGAAUCAUUAAAAAAACACAUACCAUCAUAGCAAAUAUUCCAGAAGUGUUGUAAUUCAUUUAAUCUAUGUUUUGCCUUUCUGUAUAAAAUAUAUUCCAGGGGGCUUCCAAGAAACACAAUUGAAACAAGUAAACAAUACUAAGCAACAAUGUAAAACAACAAGAGGAAUUUCACAAAAUGUGGGUGAUAGCCAAUGUUCGUCAUACUCACAGUUGACCCAUUUAAUCGACAAGCUUAUGUUGAUUUCAGGGGUCUGCUCUGAGUGUGACUUUGUUGGAGAUCACCUAUUAUCAUUUUAGGCAAAGAGACAGCAAGCUGGGGCAAAACUGUUUAUGCUUCCUGUCUGGAGGUCAGCAAUGACAGGGUCAAGAUUAGGGUCCUGUGGAUCUCAGAAACGGCGCAGCAAGACUUGGCUGUAGCAGAGAGGGUGCCAUUUGCGUUCAGGGCUUGCCGAUCAGAAAGUUGGUGGUUUGAAUCCCCGCCACGGGGUGAGCUCCCAUUGCUCUGUCCCAGCUCCUGCCAACCUAGCAGUUUGAAAGCAUGCCAGUGCAAGUAGAUAAAUAGGUACCACUGCGGCGGGGAGGUAAACGGCGUUUCCAUGCACUCUGGCACUUGUCACGGUCCUCCAUGCACCAGUAGCAGUUUAGUCAUGCUGGCCACAUGACCCAGCCGUCGGUGGACAAACGCCGGCUCCUUCGGCCUGAAAACGAGUUGAGCGCUGCAACCCCUUUGACUGGACUUAACCGUCCAGGGGUCCUUUACCUUUUACCUUUUCAGGUAGCAAAAUAUUGUGGACUGUCACUGGAGGAUUUCUUAGCUGCCAUAGUUGGCAAAACCUUGAGUGGUGGGAGUGCGUUUCUGUGACGCAAACAUGCUGAAUUUUAUUGUGCUCGAGCCGCCUUUUUCAUUCUUUAAAGAAUCGUAAUUAAUACGUAGCCCGUAAUUAAUAGACAAGUAUUUUUCCCCUCAACAGCCUUCCCUUGCUUGAACCAGAAGAAGCAGGUUAAUAACAACAGAGGGUGCUCGUUUCUUGCCCUCCCUCCUCCUCCUCCACCGCCACCGCCAUUAUUUCCUCCACCACACUUCAGGCAGGGAUGGAAUUCUGUAAGUAUGGCUUCAAGUUUUUAUUUCCUGUAAGCACAGCUUAUCCUUCCUUAGCAGUUCCAAGAAACUGCCCUGCCACAGAAAGUGGCAUAACUCUUGGUGACCAGAGAUGUAAUGUAUCAGAGGUGCAAAAUGGUCUGGGGUUGCUUGUGGGCACAUCUGGAAUUCUGAGAGAAAACAUGGAUAACAUUCCCACUGGCUGCUUUCACCACCACACCACCCCAGACAACUAGAACAUGGGUAGGCAAACUUAGGCCCAGGGGCCGGAUCCAGCCCAAUCGCCUUCUAAAUCCGGUCUGCGGACGGUCCGUGAAUCAGCGUGUUUUUACAUGAGUAGAAUGUGUCCUUUUAUUUAAAAUGCAUCUCUGGGUUAUUUGUGAGGCCUGCCUGGUGUUUUUACAUGAGUAGAAUGUGUGCUUUUAUUUAAAAUGCAUCUCUGGGUUAUUUGUGGGGCAUAGGAAUUCGUUCAAAUAUUUUUUUUCAAAAUAUAGUCCCGCCCCCCACAAGGUCUGAGGGACAGUAGACCGGCCCCCUGCUGAAAAAGUUUGCUGACCCCUGAACUAAAAAGACAAAGUGUGUUCACACAUGCACAGAAAACACAGAGAGAAAGAGACUUUGCUUCUCCAUGAAGUGGGCAAAAUGGAUCCUCUUUAACUGAUAUGGUUUUACACAGGGUGCUCAAAAAAUAUGAUGCGAUUUAAGCUUACAUAUGUAGAUUUCACAACAAAAUCUAUAGAUCCAGUGCUUGCCAGCACCUCCAAAAACAUGAAUCCAAGGCACGGAUACUUAUGGAUGUUGUUGAUUUUUACAUACCUAAAUGUUGUUGAUUUUUACAACAGAACCAACUAAAAAUCCACCAAACACAUCUGUAGGCAACGACAUGACCUUGGAUGGUAUUUUGAGGUGAUGCAGUUUUCCAGGCAAGCCGUGUUUACAAAAAUGUAUAUAUUAGUGAAAAUUAUGCAUAAAAAUGAAUAUUUUAGUGAAAAUAAUGAAAGUGCAUUAUAUGAGGGUAAAUUGCUUGCAAAAAAAAAUCUGUAUAAUAGUCAAAGCUGCAUACAGACAUGUGUUUAUUGGAGAAAUUCAUACUAAAAUACAGAUGAAUAUUUAUGAGGAUUUUCAAAAAGAAAUGUUGCAGAUUGCUACAGAAAUGUGCAGAGCCAGUUUUAAGAUUGGAAAACUGAGGGAACUGAAAAAACCAAAGUUGAUAGAUCCUUCCCCCCUUAGCUAGGCUUCUUGUUUCACACUAAUGCUGUACUUACACCCACUGGUGCUAAUGCCCUAUCAUCACCCAGUGAGUGUCAUUAUCAAUCAAUCAAUCAAUCAAUCAAUUUAUUGUACCCUACCCACUCUGGGCGUCUUCCAACAUAAUAUAAAAGAACGCAACAUAACAUCAAAUAUUAAAAGCUUCCCAAAACAGGGCUGCCUUUGGAUGUCAUAGAAUAAUUUAUCUCUUUGACAUCUAUAGAUAAGAUUGUGCCGCAAAUGUACAAGGUACAGGUUUGAGGGUCGGAGGUGGGUCAAAAAAUAUGCUUCAUGUCAUGAAUACAUGUGUACAUGUAGCUGCCAUAUAUUAUAAAAGCUUCUUGUGAAUUCUGAGGUUUCCUACAUUUGUAACCCUACCUUCCCUCAACUUUCAGUACAUGGUCCAUAAAAGUUUGACCUAACAUACCUAACAUGUCACACAAUAUAGCUUUUGUGUUGGUCAUUAGGCUUCUAAUGUAUAAGGUGGGGGGGGGAUGACAUAGACUCAAAUUCUGUUGGCACAUGGAUCUCCAAUUAUUGGAAUACCAAGGUGACCCUGUUUCUUGACAAAAUGUUCUGUGAGACAGUCCAGCUCCUGAUAUAUUUUGCACGGUUGCCUACUGGAAUUUCCCCCACUCCCUUAUAUGAUAUUAGUUUUAAUACCUCAAGGGCCGCAACCCUGUUGUGUAAUUUCCUGUCAGUCACUUGGCAUUUUACUGCAAGUGAAGGCAGAUGACAAAGAAUUGUACAAAAUCAAUCUCUCUCUCUCCCUUUUAUACCACUCACUCAAUCAGUCACUCUCGCUGUAACUGCUAGGUCGAAAUUUAGAGCAUACGUAUUGGGAAGAAGUCCAGUAAAUGAAGUAAUGCCGUUCUUCGUAAAAUCUGUAUAAAGAAGCUGAGAAUUUCAAGUCAGACAGCAUCAUUGAACUUUGUGCCAAGGGUACAUAAUGUGAAAUAAAGCAAAUUAAGAUGCAACUCAAAAGCUGGCUGCCAAGGGUUUUUGAAUGUGGCUGUGGAGUACGUGCCAUUGCUGGAGUGGAGAAGGAGGUGGAAGUCUGGGUUUGGCUACUGAGACCAUAUAACACCGGUCCUGAAAGACCUGCAUUGGCUUCCAGUACGUUUCUGAGCACAACUCAAAGUGUUGGCGCUAACCUUUAAAGCCCUAAACGGCCUCAGCCCAGUGUACCUGUAGGAGCGUCUCCACUCCCAUUGUUCUGCCUGGACAUGAAGGUCCAGCUUUGAGGUCCUUCUGGUGGUUCCAUCACUGCAAAAAGUGAAGCUACAGGGAACCAAGCAGAGGGCCUUCUCGGCAGUGGCGCCCGCCCUGUGGAACGCCCUCCCAACAGAUGUCAAGGAAAUAAACAAAUAUCUGACUUUUAGAAGACAUCUGAAGGCAACCUUGUUUAGGGAAGUUUUUAAUGUUUGAUGUUUUAUAAUGUUUUUAAUAUUCUGUUGGGAGCCGCCCAGAGUGGCUUGGGAAACCCAGCCAGAUGGGUGGUGGUAUAAAUAAAUAAAUUAUUGUGUAUAUAUACAGUGGUACCUUGGGUUAAGUACUUAAUUCGUUCUAGAGGUCCGUUCUUAACCUGAAACUGUCCUUAACCUGAAGCACCACUUUAGCUAACGGGGCCUCCUGCUGCCGCUGCGCUGCAGCCGCCCGAUUUCUGUUCUCAUCCUGAAGCAAAGUUCUUAACCCGAGGUACUAUUUCUGGGUUUAGCGGACUCUGUAACCUGAAGAGUCUGUAACCUGAAGCGUAUGUAACCUGAGGUACCACUGUGUGUGUAUUUAUCAAUUUUUCAUUAAUAACUUUCCAAUAUGGGCCACAUUAUUAUCAUACCAAAUCAUAAUACAAUUUAUACAGCUAAUUAUACAUUCCAAAUUCAACAGAUUUGGUGACUUCCCAUGUUCUGAUCAUCCAGAGAUAAUUAUUCCUAAAUCCUGCAUAUAAUCUCACAUAUAAUCCAAAUACAGCAAUUCCGAUCUCGAUCCUUUCUUCUAUUUUUGCAGCCACUGAUGUAAUAGCUUCACUUGUAUUCAAAAAACCCAUCUCCAUUAACUUGGAAGAGGGAUUUAAAGCCUGUAGUUUUCUGUGUAAAAUAUUUUUUCCUAUUAUUAGUAGUAGUAAGUGGGGUCACAUGUAGGCCGUCAGAGACCUCCAGUGCACCCACAAAACAACUCAAUAGGUGUUCCACCAAUGGAGGGGAGAGGGGUAGGUUAGGGACAGCCUUGAAUCCACAGAACCUAAAGUCCCAAUUUUACCCUGAUGUUCCUGAAACCACACCAGCUCUGGAAGGGAGGAGAGAAAAAGGAAGGUCUCCCAUGUGAGCAGCCAUAGCUUGGGAUACCAUAGAAUUUCCAUCCGACUGCUCUGCCAUUUACCCCACCCAAAAACAUUUGAACUUUUACCAACUGAGAGAAUGAUAAUACUAUGGGUUUUCUCCUACCUUUUGAGAGGGUCCUAAACUGCUGUUGGAAAUGAGAGAUGGAGUAAAGGAUGUAAUCUUGCGUAGCCAUCAAGAGGGAAUCCUGAGGGCAUGGAGUAUAGGAUUUUCUGUUGUGUACAUUUCAGCUGCAAUACAAAAAGUAGCUAACGUAAUUAUGUAGCACAGCCGGAUUUGUAUGCAGUCUUCUCGAUGAGCAAACACUAGCGGUUCAGCAAACAAUAACUUGUGAGGGGGAAUGAAAUCUAGGUCUUGUGUCUUUUCUUGUUAUAUAUAUAUAAUUAUACAUCCUAUAAUUGCUAUUUGAUAGAUGGAAUAAUUUGAUUUAGUUUCUGCGUUUAUCCACCAUCUAAUACAACUUCUUCCCCACUGGCUUUGCCAAGGAGAGAAUUUGGCUUCUUUUAGUCAUGCAGUCUGUGUUGCACUCUCAUGCAGUAUGAAUUAUUAGGAGAAGCUAUUUCUGGGAGCAUCUGCCACUUGCAAAUUGAGCUAGGAGCAAAAUAGCCUUGUGUAUUACUUGGGCUGAGGAGGAUGAGCCAGAUAGUACUGGAGUACUAGUACUCCUUUUGCAACAGUGCGGUACGGAAGAUGGAGAAGUGCAGAUGAAGAAAAUCUAGUUCAGCCCUGCAAGAGAGUGUUUAAAAAAUAUGUCCUUGAUCAAAGGUUUACUCUUCUGCCGUGGUAUUUAGUGAUCUCUCUCCCUUUUUAAAACUUCUUAGAUGUUGUCUCUGAACCUGAAAAACCUAUGUCAAGAGCUUCAGAUAAUACAGUCUCCAUGUGUAGAAUCUCUGUGCCCUCCAGCACCUCCUGGGCCACAGGUUAGUACUUCCUUUUAAGGUAAAGGUAAAGGGACCCCUGACCGUUAGGUCCAGUCGUGGCCGACUCUGGGGUUGCGGCGCUCAUCUCGCUUUAUUGGCCGAGGAAGCCAACGCACAGCUUCCUGGUCAUGUGGCCAGCAUGACUAAGCCGCUUCUGGCGAACCAGAGGAGCACACGGAAACGCCGUUUACCUUCCCGCUGGAGUGGUACCUAUUUAUCUACUUGCACUUUGAUGUGCUUUCGAACUGCUAGGUGGGCAGGAGCAGGGACCAAACAAUGGGAGCUCAGCCCGUCACGGGGAUUCGAACCGCCGACCUUCUGAUCGGCAAGCCCUAGGCUCUGUGGUUUAACCCACAGCGCCACCCGCAUCCCAGUACUUCCUUUUAGAACACACCAAUUCAGAUCCUUUAGACAGGUUCCUCAGUCUGUGCUCUUUCCAUACAGUUGAGAGGCCUUCAUUCUUCAAUACUGUAGCAGGUUAGAACAUAACGCAGCUGGGAUUCCUCACCCCCUGUGCAGUAUGGUACCUCGUUUAAAUAUGCAUUACAAGUGACGUCUGGAUUAGUAAUGAUAAAUAAAGCAAGGCUCAUUAACAGCAAGGUAUAUUAUGUUGCUUCCACUUGAAUCCUUUCAGUGUGAUGUAAAAGAACGAUGAGGAAAUUCUUAGUCUCCCAGUCUUUUCGCAGGAAACCUUUUUUUUCGGAAUAGCUCACGGAAUAGCUUUAUUUAAUUUUUUAAAAUUUUUUAUUUCUAUACUGCUUUAUAUUUUUGAUAAAAAUCUCAAAGCGGUUUACAGCAUAUUAAAUCAAUAAAUCAAUAACAAUAGCUGGUUGAUGUUCUUCCGGCCUCAUGAGGAGCCUUUUUUGUAGGGCUGGGUGAGUCUUAAAAUACUUGUGUAUUUUAGUAACUUCUUUUUAUCUAUUAUCUUAUGGAUGAUCUGUGCGCUCAAGUGACCACACCAUACAGAUGUGUUCAUUUGAUUUUUUAAAAAUUAUUUUCAUUUAUUCCAUUUAUCAGUUGCCCUAUGCUGUAACAACAGUUACCAGGGCAAUGUGGAAGAUUUUUCUGAAAACCAGUUUUCUUAAAAUGGAAAAUCAGCAAAUGAAACAGCUAUUUAAGAAAAAAUAGCUUCAAAGCCAAGAUCGGGAUAUUAAAUAUCAUCCAGUAUUCAAUAAUAUAGAGAAGGCAAAAGAAUAUAGAGAAUCCAGAAGAAAUUUCAGAGUUAAAAUUAGAGCAUAAAACUACAAUUCCUAGGACUGCAUCAGGUCAGAUGGAUGGAAACAAAUGUUUGAUUACUCUCACACCUUCUUUCCUAAUAUGGAACUACUUUUCUUCCAAACUCCAUGUUUGCUUUUCCAUUAUAUCCUUCCACCGCUCAUCACCCGACCCAUCGCUGCACCUCAUUAUCUCCUGCCUAUAUGGAACUAUAGUGCUUACAGCUGAAAAUUAAAUCCAGCUAGGACAGUAGAGACUGACAGAUGUGAACCCUCAUGAACUGAGCUUCGUGUGAGAACUUCGGUCCUGAUCUGAGAUGGGCUGAAGGGGCUGAAACAUGGUAGAGAUCCUUUGCAACAAAAGAAGUAGGAAGCCUUCUGAUUACUUUGUCACAACUGAUAGGCGAAAGACGCUGGGGUGAGCAGAAGAACAAGCGAGGAGUGUUAUCAGCAACGUUGAACGUCCCAUUUCUUCUCUUUUUUAUUUUUAGGGCCCGCAAGGUGUUCCUGGCGUGAAGGGACCAAAGGGGGAAAAAGUAAGUGCCAGGGUUGGAUUUUGAACUGUGAUAAUUGCUGAGCCUUUGCAGGUAUAUGCAUUAGAUGUAAGGUCAUUUCGGAAGUGUAGAUUAAUUACCAGGACUGGUAUCAGGUUUGAGGCAAGGUCCCACCCAGCGAUACCCUAGUGGCAUCCCCCAGCUAGUGUACCACAGGCUGAGAUACAGGCAGUGAUGGACAGUUUAGCAUAAGAAAAGCAGAUGAAGCAGCUGCUGCAGUCACCCCCAGAGGCAUUCUGGGAAAAUUAAGAUGCUUUGCUUGAAUCUUUCUGUUAUGUACUGAGCUGAAUCCUAGAUCAACAGGAUCCAGAAUGCAGCAGUCUGAUUGGUCCGCAGGAGCCACCCAAUCCAGCUCCUAGUGGAAGUGAAUCAGUGACCUGAUUGGCCUGCAGGAGUAGCCAAUCAGGGUCCUGCAUGAAGUGAAUCAGCAACCUGAUUGGCCUGCAGGAACAGCCAAUCAGGCUUCUGGAGGAAGUGAAUCCGUAACCUGAUUGGCCUACAGGGGCAGCCCAGAAUUAGCCAAUCACGCGGGGCCCAUUGUGUAAAUAAUAUAUAUAUAUAGCUAGACGUUUUGGGGAAAUAUUCAUUCAUUGCUACUACAAGCUGAAUAAAGAGCAUGAAAUUCACACUCGACUCUGAGUAUAUUUCACUUUUUUAAGCAGCAUUUAAAUAUAGUUAGGGGGGAGUUAAAAAUUCCUAAAGGGAUGCUGGCACCAGCCCUGGUGUGCCCUCUAGGACCUGAGCACCCUGGAAUUUGCCCCAUGCUGCCAUGCCUGCUGAUUCCAGACCUGCAAUGUCUGAGUUUACGAUGACUGAUAAUGGUAUGUUUUUAGUGGCCUCUCGUUUCAAAGUGGAAUUUGCAAUAUCUCAUUGUCUCAUUACCUGCUUUGUGAAGGCUUAGGCUAUGAAAAGCAGGAUGCACCUGUUUAGACAGGCCAAUAAAUGUACAUGCCAGCAAUCCCCACAAGCCAGAAACUAUUGUGCUCCACCUCUAAAGUUUACCAUGAAACAAAACUGUGCAUCUAUCCCCAUGGCAGUGUGUUGUAGUGGUUAGGGGUUCCCUGGGAUACCGGCCUUCUAAUCCUCACUUGGCCAUGAAGCUCACUGGCUGAGCGUGGGCCAUUCACUGCCUCUCAGCCUAGCCUACCUCACAGGGCUGUUGUGAGGAUAUCCGUAUUUUUCACCCUAUAGAACACACUUUCCCCCCUCCAAAAAUGAAGGGGAAAUGUGUGUGCGUCCUAUGGGGCAAAUGCAGGCUUUCGCUGAAGCCUGAAGAGCAAGAGGGGUCGGUGCGGAUAGGUGCUUGCAGCCUGAAGUCCGAGGAGCGCGGCACUUUGCACCCCGGGCUUAGGGCAGCUAUCCGGAGUUCCUGCCAGGCGCCGCAGGCUUGCAGAUAGCUGCCCUAAGCCUGGGGUGUGCGGCGGGCUUCGGAUAGCAGCAAGCAGCCAGUGCGCCCUAUAGCGCGAAAAAUACGGUAAAUGAGGAGGCUGGAGAACCAUGUAUACCACCAUAAAGGGGUGAUAGAAAUGCAGUAAAAACAUUUUUUUGUUUGUGGUUUCUCUUGCCUUCCCCCCCAGUUAUCUUUAGCCUGUCACAAAAGAUUGCCGUAUGCUACUUGUGACCUGUUUUCUACCUUCUCCCAUAUUUGUUGUUUGUGUCUCCUACUGAUGCGUUACUUUAUCCUACAGGGUGAGAUUGGCAGACCAGGAAGGAAGGUAUGAGACAAAUCGUAUAACACCCUUGUACAGCAUUGUGCCCAUUCACAUGUUAAAAGAGAUUUCUACAUGUAAGGCCAACUGCAAUGGAAAGAGUUUGGGGAGAAGAGGGGCCAAAUGGAGGCCUUAGUUUCCUGCCUCUUCCUCCUCUGCAGUCACAUAGAAUUGUUGCUGCCAGGUAACAGUUGAGGGAAGGAGGUGUCUGAAGGUGUUUGGCUUAGCAGAGUCAGUUGACUGGCUCUGUGGCACAUCUCUCUCCCUCUUCUGCAGCCUGAUGGAAUAGCUGCUGGCAAGUGAGCUGAUGCAGAGGAGGAGCUUGAUAGAACUGGCUUCCCAGCACGGCCCACAGAGUGGUCCUGCUUCCCAUCUCCUUCUGCUUCAUGUUGUUUAAACAGAAUAUUUUUUACAAUCACUGUCAUACCUCAUCAGUUGAUCCCACUUGCCUGCAAAAAAUCCCCACACAUUGUAAGAUUGUAAGAUACUUUUUAAAAAUUGAAAUGCAACAGGCUAUUGGAACUGAUGCUACUCAGCUGACCACAGUACCAGGCCCACCUAGUGGUGUUGCUUGGGGAAGACCAGAGGGGCAGUGGUCCUGGGUGCAAGGGGGUGUGUGCAUUUUGCUCCUCCGGGCUCUGUCAGCCCUGUGCCGCUGUGCCCCUGGAGUGCACUCCCGCUGCCCUGCUUUGCGUGGCGAGUUCCCGCCUCCCACCAGUAGAAAUAAAGACACAUGACACCAUUAUUUUAGGUUAAUGGGCUAAAAUUGGCCACCACUUUAUUGGUUAUAGGUAAAAAGCGGUAUUGGCUUAGGCAUUGGUCCUAACCGACUAUCCGGCUUCAGCCUGAUUGCUUGAAGACCAGGAAGGGUUAACACCAGCAGGGGGAGCCCUGCUGAUGCACAUCAACUAGGGACUCCCCCAGGGUCACCGCUCGGGGGCGCGCUUUAGGCCCUGGCCUCCAUAGGCUUCGAAUGAGGCCACGCCCCCUGGAAUCCUUUACCGGACUAACCUUCAAUAUUUGGGGGAGGGGAUGGCACUCCCCCCCCAUCUACAUAACAAUACCCCUACCAAUGCCAAACCGCCAAAACCAAAGGAGUUGUGACGUUUUGCUACGAGGUAGGCGAAAAACCAAAUGGCCGGUGCCAAUUUGCCAAAGGGAAAAAAUUCCUACCAGGCCCCUCCACGGCCACCAACCAAGGUCCAUAGCAAGGUCAGAAGGGAAUCUUAAAGGGCGGGUGGGUGGGAAGCCUCAGCAGCUGACCAGGACCAAAGAGGGAGAUCCCGGGACUGCGCUUGCCUUAAAUGAGGCAAGCCACACACCCCAAGCCAGCCGAUUGGCUGGCUCAGGGGAUGACACGGCCCAAGGAUUCCCCUGAUCGCGCGGGGGCUGGAAGCCAGCCUCCGCGCUCGUGUUGUGAGCAUGAAGCCCGCAAGACUACCUCCUCCCGAGGUUGGAAGUGGCUUUGCGACACUGCAGGGCUGCACGAGGAGGGUGCAACAGGCAUGCACGCUGAACAGGAAGGGUGAAUGCCUGUUGUGUCCUCCUCACGCAGCCCUGCGGCAUCGCAGAGCAGAGUGGGGCUGGCAGGGCAGUGUGAGUGUCAGGUCAUGGGCGCAGCAUGGACCCUCUUUGCUCCAGGAGGUGGGGCGUUGGUGGCAGGGGCUGGGCAUGGGCUCUGCUCACCCUUCACGCCCCGCCCUGCCCCCCUGUGUGCAUGGACCACCCCGGAGUGCCCACCUACCCCAGGUGCCAGCAGCACAUGCUAUGUUCCUGGGCCCGCUUUGCAUGCUGACCCAUUCUGUUAAUUACUCUGACCGGUGUCAUAAGCUAGAUGUUUGCUGGCCGGUAUACAUACAACAAAUGGGGCCACAGCCCAAAAUGAACAAUCAUGUCCCAACACUAUCACAUUUAAUGUUCUGCGGUCAGGAAGAACUUCCAAGAGUGUGGCUUGGGUGCCUUAUUGUCAUUCGAAGAGGCUUCGUUAAACCAUAUUGGACCAAAUAUAAGCCACACUUUUUUCCCAAAUUCCGACAGUGAAAAGUGAAAGUGCGGCUUACAUUCAAAACCUUUAUGCUCCCAGCAAAGCAGCGUGGCUCCCCCCCAGGAAGCAGCCCAGGUAUUUUCUCCCCCCCCCCCUCAAUUUUAAAGGUGUGACGUAUUUGCGGGUGCGGCUUAUAUUUGGGCUAAUACGGUAUUCAGACAUUACUGCUACCAAUUUUGAUGUUAUUGCAUCUGAUUUUUUUCUCUUUCUACUUCCUUCCCCCCAUCCCUGACCUCUUUUUUUGAAGGGCAGACCAGGUCCCCCAGGUGUCCCUGGACUUCCAGGACCUAUUGGAUGGCCUGGCCCAAUAGGACCGAGGGUAAGAUUAAGGCACCAUUUACUAAUAUGGUCAAACCUGUAAUGCAAAUUAAGCUCAAUCUGGAUUUGAAUGCUGCACAUGUUUCUUGAGCAGUACAGUGGUAUUUCGGGUUAAGUACUUAAUUCGUUCCAGAGGUCCGUUCUUAACCUGAAACUGUUCUUAACCUGAAGCACCACUUUAGCUAAUGGGGCCUCCUGCUGCCGCUGCCCCGCCGCUGCGCGAUUUCUGUUCUUAUCCUGAAGCAAAGUUCUUAACCCGAGGUACUAUUUCUGGGUUAGUGGAGUCUGUAACCUGAAGCGUAUGUAACCUGAAGCAUAUAUAACCCGAGGUACCACUGUACUGGAAUGUGAAGCCAUCUUUACUUCUGAGCAUGUGCAGGAAAAUGUAGGAAAAUGUACCACAGAAUGAUAGUGGGAGUUUAGAGUAUGGGAAGAUGGCAGAAUGGACCAUAGUGGUAUCCUUGGGGUGAUAAUUGUGUGUGUGUGUGUGUGUGUGUGUGUGUGUGUGUGUGUGAAUGAUGUCUCAUAGCCAUCAUUUGCUAUGGACAUUUCUCCUCUUAGUUCCCCUGCCUUCUCUUAUCAUGACAAUUCUCCCAUAUUCUUUGUUUAUUCCUGAUAACUCUCUUCCCCAUCACUUGGCUACAGGAGUGCCAUAACAUGGACAUGAAACAUCUCACACACACACGCCUGCACAUAGUGCGUACAAUGUCCCUCAGCUACGUGCAAGGGUGUGUGGGUGGGUGUGUGACAUCCCAUGUCUGUGUUGUGGCGGCCGGUGGCAGCGACUCCUCUUCCUUCUCUCCUCAGCCAGUGAGGCACCCUUUCCCACCCUGCAUUCAAGGCCCAUUCCCCCCACCCAAAAAAGGGUGUGUUGCUCACUGGCUGUGGAGGUCGGGGCUGAACUGUUUCUCUCUUGGAGGCAGCACCGCUGCUGCCUGCUGGCUUUUCUCAUUGCCUUUGUGGGUGCCCGGCCCUGACAAAUAUAUUAUUGCAGAAGCACCCACAGCCCUCUGGAGUUGGCUCCUAUGUUAUCUUAACAAACACUUAGCCUACUAGAUUUGAUUAUGAUGACGAUGAUGCUCCCCACCCCCAAAUCACCUGCUUCCUCAUUUUUUGGAUGAUUACUGGACAGCAGAAAACGUACAUGGCUAGAGAGAGUUCUGCAAACAAAUGACUACCAGUCCACAUUUUGUUUUUAAAAUAUAUAUAUAAUGUUAUUAAAUUUUCUGUUUUACAAUUUAAAAUACUCAUUUAAACAUCCUUAAAAUAUCAAUGACUUCCCUUCUUCUCUUUCCAUGGUUUAUUUUGCAUACCAUCAAUCCAUGCAUAUUUUACAAAAAAAAACACCUAAACCAUUCAGUAUUUUAUUAUUGCAUCCAUCAAAACUUAUUUACGCUGCUGAAUUUAUCUUAAUGCUGCCAACGUUUUCAGGUGUACACCCCCCCAUAUAUUCACAUUUUGCAAGCGAAACUGGGUAGACCAGUAGCCAAAACUGACAGCCCAAGUGGACUUCAGCAGCUGAUACUGUAAAUCAGAGAGACUAAGCUGGCCCAAUCCAAGAGGCAGUACAGGCAGCUGCCGGGGGCACCUGAAUGCAAUAGGUGCUGGGAUGCUCUGGGAAAACCCCAAGUACCUUGGGACCGCAGGGUCUGAGGCUGGGAGUGAGCAACAGUCUCUCUCUCUCUCUCCCCCCCCCCCCUUCUCUAAAUGGAUCUCCUUCUCAUUGCUCAGUUCACUAUGGAGCAGGAGAAAGGGGCUGCAGUUUAAUAACACUAAUAAUCUAAGAAGGGCAGCAAAGCAGACAUUCCCCUAGAGUAGCAAUAUAGAUUGAACCAGAAGUGUUGUGCAGUUGCUUGCGGGUCUCAUUGUAGUGCUGGUAAAUGGCCAUCUGUUGCAGGAGAUGAUGUUAAGAGACAACGCAUUGCUUUACAAUUUAGUCUGAAUUAGCUGUAUGAAACUUCAUGUUGUGUUGCUGCUUAGACUGUGGUUUGUUUCUGCUCUCUCUGAUUCAGAACCAGAACAGUCUGCAUUCCAGUUACUGACACCUUUCUGCAGCCACAAUGAAUAACUCCUUUUUAUUGACCCCUCUAGGGUGAAAAGGGAGAUUUGGGUUUGAUGGGAUUGCCAGGUACAAGAGGACCAACGGGCUUUAAGGUUUGUUUCACCCAGCUGCUAUGUCGUCCCCAUCUGGCUGGUUACAGCUGCUUCCUUGGUUACAAAGUGCUUGUGUAUAUUGUUUGAAGAUAGCAGCAAUGUUCGUGGGGAGAAGGAAUAAUAGGAAAAGACAGGAUUUCCCCAUAGCAAUAAUGAAAAAACAAAAGGUUUUGUCAGCAUGCUGGUUUUCUGCUUUAUUCUUAAACAAAUACCUUACUACAAUCUAAUAUAAAGGGGGGAAAAGUAAUUUAAAAGCAAAAUCCAUGUAACAUGGGCCUCAAGACCCCAGGGCUUUAAUUUCAGCCGGAAUUCACUGGAACUCAGUUCAGGCACCUCUCAGGUGGGCACCAUUGCCAUUUAUAAGAGAAUAAGGGAGGUGUUCAUGGUGAGUUCCGGCACCUCUUUCUCUAGAAAAAUAGCACUGUUGUACACUAUAUUUGUAUUAGCACCAUCAUCCAAAUCCAAACAAAAUAAAAAAAAUCCUUCCAGUAGCACCUUAGAGACCACCUAAGUUUGUUAUUGGUAUGAGCUUUCGUGUGCAUGCAGGUGUGGCGUUAACAUAUGAGAGUGCUGGAGGUGAAAUAGUUAAACAGGUUAACCAAUCAGAACCCAGGGGGUGGAGUCAGAGGGACUAUAAAACCAGCUCUGGGAGAGGUGAAGCGGGGAGUUCGUUGGGAGUUGGGAGGUUGGUUGGAGUGGGAGUGAAUUGGGAUAGAGUCUGUGGGUAGGUUGAGUUAGUGUAGUGAAAUAAGCCGAGUCAGUUAGGGGCUAGGAAGACAAGUAAAUAUCUGAGAGGUGGUUUAGUGAGUGAGAGCAGGUAGUGGAAGUUAUAGGUCUGGAUAGGCACCCAUGAUUGUAUUUGACAGAUACUGCUUGAAAUAAACAGAAGUUUAUUUUCCAACUUAACCCUGUCUGGACUCAGUAUUUUACCAGGUAGGGCCUGGGUGGUGGCAGCGAGAAAUAAAGUGGUGGCACAGGGAUCAAUAGAUGGUGAAACGUCCCGGGACCCUGUGUGAUCGCCACAGCAGCUAUCAGAAGUAUCUGAAUAAGUGUGCAUGCACACUAAAGCUCAUACCAAUAACAAAUUUAGUUGGUCUCUUAAGGUGCUACUGGAAGGAUUUUUUUUACUUUGUUUUGACUAUAGCAGACCAACACGGCUACCUACCUGCAUCCAAAUCCAGACAGCUAUAAUUCUCCCCCCCCACUUUCCUCCUGCCACCCUCACGUAAUGGAUGGUGUGUGUAACCUUGGUCCAAGAAUAGGAUGAGUGGACUCCCCUUUCUGCUGCACCCAACUUUUAUGUCUAGCGUUCUGGUUUUUGUUUUGGGUUUUCGAAACAACAUUUGACAUUUAAAAACUUCCAAGUUAGUGGUUCCGAAGCAGCUGCAAUAUUUGCUAAAGGAGAUGGCUUUAUCUUCUUGUUUUGAUAGAUGGGCUGUACUGAUGGAGUACUAGUCAUUUGGAGCAUAACCACAAACCAUAGUCCUAUAAAACAUCCCACAUUAAUUUAUAGGCGCCGUGCCAAAUUGUGAAUUGUGCUUGUGCAACUCAACUCAGAUUUUUUCCUGUGCAUUGGAUGUCAUGGUGCAGGACCAUGAAAUCCCUCUAUAUUAUCAUACUAAAAGUGUAUAGGCACAAGACAUUAUCAACUUCAUGUUUAGCAGAAGAUGAAUUGAUUGAAGUGACAAAACUAGAGUACUGUCUAUAGCCAACGGUGAUUUAAAAAGAGAAAAGAACCUUUGUUUAAGCAUCAUUUGUAUCCAAAUCAGAUACAUAUUGAGGCUAUAUAUCUUUAAUGUUGAUUUAUUUAUUUAAUUGCUUGACAAAUGGUAUACCACUUAAUCAUUAAAAACCACUAAGUGGCCUAGGUAUUUACAUUACGCAAUUGCAGCUAUAAUUUCUUUUUAAAAAUCUUAAAUGUCCAUGGGAGUUGCUACAAAAGAUUUGGGUCUAAGCUGAAGUACAGUCAAAGUAAACAUCAGAGAGAGACUUGCCUUUGCUAGAUAAGAGGAAACAGCUGAAGAAAAUGGCUUGAGGCAUUUUACCACAGAGGCUGCUUUCAAUUAUAUUAUUAUACUGAGAAUUAUAAUGGCUUUCUGCUGCUGUUUUAAUUUCCAUAGCAAUUUCUAACAAGGCUAGCAUGCUUUCUGUACCAGAUUUAUUUGUUUCUCAUGUCUGCUUCCAGGCUGAGGCUUAAAUGCUCAUAUUUGCGAUUUUCUUCCAACGGCUACAAAGGAAAAUGUUGUCGCAACUUAUUGCUUUUCCAGCCUGAUUUUAAAUUCCAUAUGUUACUAUGAUGUAAUCAAUUACAAGCAUGUAAAUACCUGCCCUUUUAUCUUCUUCUAGGGUUACCCUGGAAGCAGAGGAGAAAAGGUUCGUCAUGCAAAGAACUCUUAGUUAAUUGCUGAAAAGCAUUGCGACCUAUGUUCCUCAGGCCCCCCAAAAUGUAAUGCUUUGGUAUGUUAGUAAUGACAGGAUCGAGGGGCGCGGGUGGCGCUGUGGGUUAAACCACAGAGCCUAGGACUUGCCAAUCAGAAAGUCGACGGUUCGAAUUCCUGCGACAGCAUGAGCUCCCGUUUGGAAGAACCAAUUAAGGCCACUUUAUGAUGUGCAUUCCCCACCCAUUAGGAAUAGUAUCAAGAAACUGGUUAUAUGUUCUCAUACAACCACAGAUUAAUAGCCACUGAUAGGCCCUUCAAGUAGCCUUAGCAGCAAAAGAGAAAGUUUACAUAUUUGGCCGGGAAUCAUCUGGACAAUCAUGCACACAUCAGCAGACAAAGUGCUGGGAAUACAGUACAUUACUUUCUUCUAUUUUCCUCUCAGUCCACCCCCUCCCACUCUCUCUCUCUGUCCUGUCCUCUCAUCCCCUUUAGUUCAUUUCAUUUGUUAAUGCAUAGAAAAGGCGUAGGCGGAUGAGACAUAAGGCUCUGCCUCCCCCACAAGCUACAUUUUUAAAAAUUCCAUUUCUGAAAAUAAUUUGUACAUGUUCAAGUGUUGACACACAGCCAGCUUUCUGUAAUCAGGUAUGCUGCGUAGGGAGGGUUGGGGGGGAGUGGGUCAAAGCACAGGUUGGGGGUUAGUUACCUGCUGUGGACGCUGUCCCUGCCUGCGUGUCUCAUUUGUCCACACAUGAAUGUCUGAAAAGGGUUUUAAAGCAAACAAAGGGUACCCAUGCUGAAUGUUGGAAUGUUGGUACAAUCUACAUUAGCUCAGAGAUUGGCUUAAUUUCAGGUGACAGCCCACUAGCUGAAGAUCAGUAAACGACAUUUAACUUGAAAGUCGUCGUGUUCAUUACAUCGCCUGGAGUGUACUGAGGAUGGUAAUUGUGGGGGACCAAGAAUCUAACAAAUGUUCUGUAUACCGAACAACUUCAUUUUGAUGGGCUUCUGUGUUUAAUUCUACAUUCAGUGCUGAAAGAAAACAUCGGUUUUUGAAACGCCGUGUUCUAUAGCUAUUAUCUCCUGUAUGGUUUUCCACAGGGAACUCCCGGAGAGAAGGGCGACAAAGGCAGCAAAGGAGACAAGGUAAAAUUACCUUAAUAGAGCACCUAAUUCGUGUUGAACGUAGCUUGAUUUGUGGUUGCAUUCAUAGCAUAGUUGUAUGAGGAUGGAGAUUAUAGAUGCAGACUUCGUUUAACUUUCGUAUGCAAUCAGCUAUGCUCAUUGCUAAGACAAUAACACAAAUCUAUUUGGUUGAAGGUCUGGUGAACUAUAGCCCUUAUCUGUGAAGUUAGAUUUGGUCAGAAAUAUCUGCAAUAGUCUAUGACCUUGUAUUUUUCAAAUGACUUAUCAUUUUUUUUUAAAAAAAAUAUACAUUUGCUGUAUUUAUUUACUUACUUACUGAUACUUAGGGACGCGGGUGGCGCUGUGGGUUAAACCACAGAGCCUAGGACUUGCCGAUCAGAAGGUCGGUGGUUCGAAUCCCCGUAACAGGGUGAGCUCCCGUUGCUCGGUCCCUGCUCCUGCCAACCUAGCAGUUCGAAAGCAUGUCAUGUGCAAGUAGAUAAAUAGGGACCGCUCCGGUGGGAAGGUAAACGGCGUUUCCGUGUGCUGCUCUGGUUCGCCAGAAGCGGCUUAGUCAUGCUGGCCACAUGACCCGGAAGCUGUCUGCGGACAAACGCCGGCUCCUUCGGCCUAUAGAGCGAGAUGAGCGCGCAACCCCAGAGUCAGUCACGACUAGACCUAAUGGUCAGGGUUCCCUUUACCUUUACUGAUACUUAUUACUUGCAUUUAUACCAUACUUUUCCUCCGAGAAGCUUGAGGUGGUUCUCUUCCUCCCCAUUUUAUCCUCACAAGAACCCUGUGUGGUAGGCUGGUUUAGGGACUGCGACUGGCCCAAUGGGAGCUCCAUGGCCAAGUGGGGAUUAGAACCCUGGUCUCCCAGGUCCUACCUAGUCCAACACUUUAUUAUUAUUUAAUUGAAUUUAUAUACCGCCCUAUAUUCGGAGGUCUCAGGGCGGUUCACAGAACAAAAUCAAAAAUAUAAAAACACAAAUAUAUAAUCAAAAUAAAAAACAACAACCCAAUAACACUCCCCCCCAAAACCCCACAUUUUAACAGGGUAAUCACUACACCUCAUUAUAAAACAAUACAUUAUUUUACUGAUAGUACUUUAUACAUUUGUUUUAAAUGGUUUGUAUCUUUUGCUUAUUGUAUGCAUCCAUCUUGGGCUUCUAUGCAAGGAAGGGCAAGGUAAAAAAACCACAUAAGUAAUAGUUUUCUGGUGAUUUAGUUUUAUUUUCUAAUUGCAACCAUCAUCAUCAUCAAACUGAAUCAGUGACUCGCAUUCUUUCUUAUUGUGUUUAUACAAAACUCAAAGCGAUUCAUUAGAAAACAAUUUUACUUGUGUCUUUCCCAACAUUUUUCUUGCAGGGACACAUAGGUUUCCCAGGAAUGCUGGGGCAGAAGGUAUGUCUAUACAAAGCAAGAAAUUCUCAGGCUGUCUACCUGCUUGGCAUAUGUUGACAUUAAUACUGUAUUUGGAAGCCUUUAAAAAGUGCAAUCCUUCAUAGAUUUACUCAGAAGUAACUCCCAUUGUGUUCAGUAGGACUUAACUUUCUGGGAUACUUUCUGUUAUUGUACUGAAGUUCUCACCCUAGGCCAGCAGGGGGAUACUGUAGAUAGUUCAGGUCCACAUAUGCAAAUAAGGGAUCGAAAGUGACGUUCAGUGAUUGGAUAGUUACAGAAAGUUGUUACAGUUACGUUGUACUGGAGCUCUUUAUAAGUAGGCUGGCUGAACCCUUCAGCUCAGUUCUGUUCUGACCUGUGAAUAAACAAGAGCUGUUUGGAGAAUCACUGUGUUGUCUGAUAUGUUCACCCACAACUUAACACUUUCUGUGCACACUUAUGAGGGAAUAAGCCCUGUUUCACUCAGAGGAACUUACACCUCAAAACAUACACAUUGCACUGUUAAGACUCCUAAGUGAAAUGUAUUCUGCAUGAGGUUUAUGCGGCCUGGAUCUGUGAAUAAGUGUGGGGGAACCUAUGUCUUAGGGACAGAUUCAGCCCUUUGCUGAAUUCCAUCUGGGCUCCCUGAGGAGGUGUGGAUUUGAAAGACGGAAAGCUGACUGGAUCAAUUUUUACGUUUGAAGGGACAGAUCCAGCAAGCUGUCAGCUGCCUGGUCCACCCCUUCAAAGGUCUUCCUUCUCAGGCGGGUGGGAAGCUGCACCAAGUAAAUAUAUUUGUGCUAAAGCUCUUCUCUUUGUCCUUUCCAUCCCCAUUAAGGGAGAAAUGGGCCCAAAGGGGGAAUCUGGUUCAUCCGGACACAGAGGUCCAACUGGAAGACCGGGGAAAAGAGGCAAACAAGUAGGAAUCCUGUACUGUAUUUGAUUUAACCUGUUUCUGAAAAUAUUUUGUCUGUGGACUGUGUCUCAGCAAGGGAUGAGGGAUGAAUUUGAUUCAUUUGGCAUGUAAAGAUGAAUAUUGUCUAAUUCACACUUUCUGAAACAGUACUCAGACUUCAACACAGUCAUCUCUCAAAAAAUCUCCACAUUUUGCAAUGGAGUGCUCUAGCUGAGCGAUGGAUACGAAAAUACAUAUUCUACAGCUAAGCGUGCAUAUAAUAUGUGUAUGUUAGUGGAAAUAGCAUACAAAAAUGCAUUAUACCUGGGAAAAUUGGUUUGCAAAAAUGAGGAUAUUAGGAAACAUUACAUAGGAAAAAAUUGUAUAUUAGGGGAAAUCAGCACUAAAAUGCUGGUUAAUUCUGUAGACUUUUUUUUUUUUAAGAUCACAUGCAGAUGUGGAAAUGUAGGAAACUGAACUUAAGGGUGUAAAAAUGAAACAAUGGCACUGGCAGCAUUAAGGUAAAUUUAACAGUGUAAAUAAGCUUUGAUGGAUGCAAUAAUGGAAUACAGAAUGGAAUAGCUUUUGUAAAAUAUGCAGGGAUUUAUUUUAUGUAAAAUGAACCAUGGGAAGAGAAGAAGGGAAGUUAUUGAUAUCUUAAAGAUGUAAAAUGAGCAUUUUAAAUUGUAAAACAGAAUAUUUAAUUAAAAAUAUAUAAAAAUAAAAUAAAAAUGAGACAAUGGGAGAAACCAAAACUGACAGAUUUGCCUAUCCUCUAUGUUUUUGGAUGAAUUAUAGUUAUAGUUGGAUCUUCUGAACAUCCUAUUUAAAAAAAGCAGGCCAGAUUUAUUGUCACUUGUAUUAAAUGCCAUGCAAAGGAACAAAGAUAUCUGAUUAUGAUUCAUAAAAGGGCAUAAUAUCGCCGAGAAAGGAGGAAAUAGAGAAUGUAAGUCAGUUCAGAACAGAUAAAGACUGCUGCAUCCAGAAUAUGGCAGAUGACAAAAACACAUAUUUAAUGAGUGAAAAGCAGCGAUGCUUAAAGGUGGACCAUGAAAUCAUGUCAGGUCAAGGAGCUAACACAUCUCUAUACCCUAGAAUAUUGCAUUAAUCUCUUGGUACAGUACAGCACUGUUGCUUCAAGAAAUUGUAGAAUGUAAAAUGAUCUGCAGUCAGAAAUAAUGCAUCUAGAAGGGAAGAUGUAAUAGCUCUAACUUGGUUAUACCAUCAUUAAUUCAAGGAGCAGUGACUAUAUCUAUGUAGUCCUGGUUCACACAAUAUUUUUCUCUAUGUAGUGGUUAGUCUGGAGAUUGCUGGGAAAGGGGGAAAUGCUUGUUUGAACCACUCCUUAAUGUCCAUUUGCUUUGGAAAGGAAUUAAAAAAAGCAGUGGAGACGUUACUGAAUAAAAUAUAUUAUGGGGCUCUCUUAGUUUUUUUCUCCCCACAAGGCAAAGUUUUCUGCUUUCAUAAUUUUGAGCUUUUGAAGAAUGACGACACUCCCGCUUCAGCAAAUUCUAGCUUCAGAAGAGAAAUUUCCCUCAGGAAACAGUCAAAUUCCCCUACCAUGCCUACUCUGCUCCCCUUAAUACACAGUACACACGGAGAGAUGCUUAAAUAUACAAACAUAUAUACUUCUGCAUACCUAGAGAGUCCCCCCAAAAGUAUCAAAACAACUGCCCUACUUUGUGGUGGCCCCUCAUACUAAUAGCAUGCCCAAGUUCAGCCAAGUUUAUUUUUUAGCUCUUACCAAGAGACUCUUAUUCAGUAUAGAAAGAGUCUCUUGGUAAGAGCUACAAAAUAAAGAAAGCAGUAUAUUUUGCUUGAAAAACUUUUAUUGAUGGAGGAGCGGACGUCCUGUAGGCAUCUGGUCUGAUGUACCUACAAGUAUGGAUGUUUUCUAGAAAACAUAAUUGUUUGUGAGGCGAUCACUUUCUUUAAUGUCUGCUAGCACAAAAACCUUUGUGUAUGCUUUCAGCAAGAGAAACCAGGCCCAGCAUGGCAAUAACUAGAAAAUAUUACAUGUGCUUUUCUUAAGGGUGUAGCUGAAUACAAAUAUGCUUGCCCAUUUGUUCCUGUUGAUUCUGUUACAGGCCUAGAAUUUCCUAAAGUCCAAAUGUUGUUUUGAAAAACCGAGUGCCGUGUGUACAUAGCUGUUUGUAAUAAGAGGGGCCACUUUUCACCUACUCAGUCAUUUCCUUUCUCCAGAGCCAGCUGACAACCCCAUAUAAAAUGCCUGCAGUGGCAGCUAAAUUAAGAAGGUGUUACUUCCACUUCCAUUCUGAGAUCCAUCUUGCUUAGCUCAUUUGACUCCUUCAGGUUCAUGAGGAGUCUUCUCAGGCUUGAGUCAUUCAGUUACAGUUACGCCAAGGCUGGCCUGUGCAACUCUGCCGGUUUCAACCUUACAAGUGCCACACUGUGGCGGUGGUGAUGAUGAUGCUCAUAAACAACAUUUUUUGGUCUAUAGAAAUUCACCGUAAAAUGCUGAUGAAUUUUAUGAGGGGGGCGGAAUGUGAAUUGUGGAGAACUGAACUUAAGGUUGGAAAAGCGAGAAACCAGAGAAAAAACCCAAUAUUGAUAGAUUUGCCCAUCCCUACUCUUGAAGAAAUUUCCUCACAAUUUUUCUCUCUGAAAAUUUGGUGUAGUCCUAGUACAGUGGAUCCUCGGUUGUCGAACGCAUCCGUAAUCGAAUGUUUCGGCUUUUGAACACUGAAAACCCAGAUGUAACUGCUCCGGCUUUCGAACGAUUUUCGGAAGCCGAACAUGCCACACGACUUCCGUUUUGAGUUUCCCUAUUAUAUUGAGGCUUCCGUACUGAGUUUUCAGUUUUCGAAUGAUUCGGAAGUCGAACUGUCUUCUGGAAUGGAUUACGUUCGAAAACCAAGGUUCCACUGUAAUAAGCCAUUCUGAAAUGUGCAGAACUGGGAAAUUUAUGGGAUUGUUAAGUAAUAUUUUAUAUAAUAUAAUAUAUAUUUUUGUUGGGGAAAUGCAUAAUGUUGGGGAAAUGUUGGGGAUUUGUCAUAAUAUGUAUAAGGUCCUGCAGAUUUAAUUUGCAAUUUUGGCAUUUCGAUCUUUUCUGUGUAGUUGAAGGGCACGCUAUUUCGACCCAUGAAGCCAUAGGAUUUGCGCUGCGAGUACAUUAGCUUGUUAGGGAAUGUUAUAAAGAAACAGUCCUUUCUUUUAUAUACUAGGGACAAAGGGGAGACAUAGGACCUCCUGGUGCCUCAGGCCCACCUGGAAGACCUGGCCCCCCUGGUCAGCCUGGUCCACCAAGCCCUUUGGCAACAGGUAAGGCAGACCUUUCAAAAUGGCCGCUCAUUCCCUUUCCCCCUUCAAUUUAAUCAUAUUGAGUUGCCUCACAGAAAAGAGACAGGCGUCCAUGAGGUUUCUGCCGAACCACUAGCUGAGGGGGAAUCACACAUUUUUAAGAUAAGGUUUUAGGGCGGGGUUGGGCUUUUCCUGCACUAUGAUUGACUUCUUUUGCUCUCAACUACCCCUUGCACCCUGAAAUAAGGGCCCUUCUAGACUGGUGUCAUAUGAGUCAACUCCUAGGGGCCGAGGUCCCUUCGCCCCCACAAUAAAAUAUUUGAGGUGGCUGCCCCCCCCAGUUGAUGGGCAUUGUCAUUCAAAGGGUGUGUGUGUACCAUGUCAUGUGAUUGAUUAUGCAGGAUGAGGCUUCCCCUCCCCCCCAAUAUUUUAUUCAAGUUUGCACCCCUGACUGGUGGUGUUUUGUGGGUGUAUUUUGCAGCAAUCCAUAACCCACCAGUGUCCUGAGAAAAAGAGACACCCCCUUUUUUCUCAUGAGAGGACGGUGGCCAUUUUGAGCACUGUGGUCUCUCAUGAUGCUCCAAAAUGGGUAUAUUGUGGUGCGAAAUCACGUGAGACCUCGGUGCCCAAAAUGGCUGCCAUCCUCUCGCAAGAAAAAAAUCAGAAAGAUAGUGUCCGAGUUGUUGCCUUUGAUGUGUUGGUGGGAAUUGAUUCAAUAUUGAUUCAAUAAUAGUGAAUAAGAGGUGGAUUUAAACUGGGCCAUCUACAUACACUUCGGCUUCAUUAGUUGCUCUGCGAUGCUUCCAGAUUGUUUCCAUGUUAUUACCCCCUGGAGAGGUGCAUCACAGAACAAUUAAAGUGGGACAAAAAAUAAACUGGAACUUUUGUAGUUUGAAAAGUUUGAGGAUUUCAGCAGUAAGUUAUGGAACAGAACUUGGAAAUGAAGCAGUAUGCCCACCCUGAAACUUUUGCAGAUACAAAUAGUAUUGAAAGUGGGAUCAUGUUGAACUGCCCCAAAUACCAUCUUGAGCAUAAAUAAUCGUUCCUCUGCAAACCUUCUGCUGAGAUCCAAAAUAGUUAUUUACUCACUCACAUAGCCUGGUCUUUUGUUAAACGGCAAUGAUAACGGUGCUUCCAGAUGGGGGUUUAAUUUGCAAAUGGGUCAUUGCUAAAGGGUUUGAGUGUGUGCACGUUACUUAUUGGAUUUCCCCUGGAAAGGGCAGAAGGAUCAGUCUGAAGUUAAUGUGGAGGGGGUUUAAUGGGUUGGCAUUUAAAUGCCAAUGACUCAACUUGCAUGCAUGAAGAGCACAGAUUCCACAAUAAACAUCCAUCUGGAAACAUAUUAAAGACAAUUUAAUAACCCAUGGAAAUCAAACAAUGACCGCAAACAAUAUACAACCAUCCCCAAAGUUGGAAGGCCAAUAAUAUUUGACAAGUGUUUGUACAAGCCCCCAAAGAAGCUUACAGGAGUCAAAGAUAGCUUUUCAAUAUGAGACGUUUAGCUCGCAGGCAAGGACUCAAUUUUCCAUUUUCAGUAUGUCUUUAUCUAUUUCAGCAACUACCUUGCGUGUCAAAUCUGAUGUUUUCUAGGGCAACUAACAAUGGGGGCAAAAGGAGAGAGAGGACUUCCUGGACCUCCAGGAAAAUGUCUCUGCAACGCUCCGCAAAAUGGGAAUAUCCCACCCUAUGAUGAGCCACUCUUUGGACAGCCUUAUUCAAAGGUUCCUGCAGUAAGUGAGGUUGAUAGGAGUUGAUAUGGGCAUACUGUGUUAACGGAUCCAGACCGCUGGCAUGAAGUAGCCCCUUUGGUCAACUUGAUCUGAGCUGCUGUGGGUUUGUUAGUGCAGACAAUACAGAGCUAGAUGGAUCAAUGGUCUGAUUCGGUAUCGGGCAGAUUCCAUGUUCCUUAACUUACGGGCAACUGUGGAAUGGUGCCUGGGAUGUGACUAUGAUGCAAUCACAACUACCUCAUCCCUCUGUCAAUUCUGGAGUUAAACAAUUUAAAACAAUUGAUUGCUUAAGUUACCUCUUUGUCUCAAACUUUGGAGGUUGUUUUCUCUCACCUUCUAAACAUGGAGCACUUCUCUCCCUCAUUCUUUUUCUCAAAGGCUAUUCUACCUACAGGGAUGCGGGUGGCUCUGUGGGUUAAACCACAGAGCCUAGGACUUGCCGAUCAGAAAGUUGGCGGUUUGAAUCCCCGUGAUGGGGUGAGCUCCUGUUGUUCGGUCCCUGCUCCUGCCAACCUAGCAGUUUGAAAGCACGUCAAAGUGCAAGUAGAUAAAUAGGUACCGCUCCGGCGGGAAGGUAAACGGUGUUUCCAUGUGCUGCUCUGGUUUGCCAGAAGCGGCUUAGUCUUGCCGGCCACAAGACCCAGAAGCCGUACGGCGGCUCCCUCGGCCAAUAAAGUGAGAUGAGCGCCGCAACCCCAGAGUUGGACCUAAUGGUCAGGUGUCCCUUUACCUUUUUAUUCUACCUACAGAAAAGAGUCUCUGUUUUCACUUGCAUGAGAAUGGGCAGAUAGCAACACUGGUUACGUAUUAGGCUAGGCCUAGGAAAUCUGCCACCCUCAAAAUUUUGUCAGACAAAGCUUCCAUCAUCCCUAACAUUAUUGCUGUGCUGGUGGGGGCUGAUGGGAGUUGGAGUUCAGUGACAUGUGGAGGACAAUUCAUUCCCCACCCCCUGGUUAUCAUUAUUAGUGGAGUGUGUUCAUAGUAUCGGGUUCCUGGUCCCUUGAUUAGAGCAAACAGUACAUUCCGCUUAAUUACAAGUGGUUUUUUGAGGUCAACAGGGAAGGUUUCAGAUAAUGCAAACCCUUCAGAUUUGGAACUGGUCUCUAAAUUUCCAUCGCCACUUAGUAUUUUCCCCUACAGUAGGUGUUGCGGCAGCCUUGUGUCUUCUCCGACUCCUACGUUUUUAUUUCUCUUUUCCAGAUUUUUGUAGUGAAUAAUCAGGAAGAACUGGACAGAUUAAACACAGAAAACGCCCUAGCAUUUCGUAGAGAUCAGAGAUCUUUGUAUUUCAAAGAUGCUUUUGGAUGGCUUCCGAUUCAGGUAGGUAGGUAAAUAAAUGAUAAAUAAAUAGUGCAAGUUUUGUAAGCAUUUCAUUCCAUUGGAACUAAAAAUUUCUAUGUUUAAAAUAUUUAUUGGGUGAGGUGAAUUCCUGCAGCAGAUGAACUCCCAAUUGUUGUCCCCCCCCCCCCCCGGAAUAUAUAUCAGAAAAAGCAAAUAUCACUGAACGGAAUAUGGCAGGCAUAAACAAAACAAGUGGUCUAUACCAUACCCCGUCCCACAACAUUUCUCCCAUGAAAAUAGGACGUCCCAUUCCAUAAUGAUCAUUUUACUAUUUUUACCUCACACAUCUUACUGGGUUGCCCCAGCCGCUCUGGGCAGCUUCCAGCAUAUAUAAAAGCAUAAUAAAAUAUUAAAUAAUUUUAAAAAAAUCUUUCCUAUACAGGAUUGCCUCCAGAUGGCUCAGGGGUUGGAUAACUCUACAGCCUCCAACAUUUCUCUAGUGAAAAUAAGGACAUCCUAAGGAAAAGUGGGGCAUUCUGGAAUCAAAUCAGAAACCAGGACAGCUUCUGUAAAUCCAGGACUAUCCCUGGAAAAUAGCGACACUUGGAGAAUCUGCUAUACAUGUAUAUCUGUAUAAUGUGAAAGGGCAGUUUGCAGGGCAAUCCUAAUCCCCAGAUCUGAUGGCUGGAGGGAGUUAGGAUGGGGCAGAGAGUUCCUCCAGCAGAGCAGAGGGCACCUCUGUAGGCAUAAAUCUAUUUCUGCCAGCAGUAGGCCCUGAAACAGGCAUCUAGCAAUUGGGGGUGUAUGUGUCAGACCUGGCCUCAAAUCCAUUGGACUCAAAUUCCCUUCAUUAUUCCAAGAGGCUUCAGGAUCAGGAGCAUCAGCUACACCAUUCAAUCACACACAAACCCCGACACAUACACACUCUUCAGAUGCGAUGAAUUAUAUGCCAUUUCACUCCACCACACUAUCCUGCCUGCAAUUUCUCUGCCCACCUGCAAUCCUAUACAGUGGUACCUCGGGUUCAGAACUUAAUUCAUUCCGGAGGUGCGUUAUUAACCUGAAACCGUUCUUAACCUGAAGCACCACUUUAGCUAAUGGGGCCUCCCGCUGCCGCCACAGCGUGAUUUCUGUUCUCAUCCCGAAGCAAAGUUCUUAACCCGAGGUACUAUUUCUGGGUUAGCGGAGUCUGUAACCUGAAGCAUCUGUAACCCGAGGUACCACUGUAUAAGAAGAAGAAGAGUUUGGAUUUGAUAUCCCGCUUUAUCACUACCCGAAGGAGUCUCAAAGCGGCUAACAUUCUCCUUUCCCUUCCUCCCCCACAACAAACACUCUGUGAAGUGAGUGGGGAUGAGAGACUUCAAAGAAGUGUGACUAGCCCAAGAUCACCCAGCAGCUGCAUGUGGAGGAGCGGAGACGCGAACUCAGUUCACCAGAUUACGAGUCUACCGCUCUUAACCACUACACCACACUGGCUCUUAUAUGCCCUUACAGGGGAGAAAGUCCCCUUGUACACAGUGGGGUGUACUUCUGAGUAAGCACGCAUGGGAUUGCACUGUUCAGUUUCAGAAUUGUGUAGAUGAAUAUCCCAUGCUUAUCUGUAGGAUUUUAGAAUAUACCCCCUUCAACCUAAAUUCACUGAACUCCUCAAGGGUAAGUAAAGACCUGCCAUAAAAUAAAACAGUUUGCAUUCUGGUUUGGAUGUAAAUUGUUCGAGGUUCUGGAAGUAUUCGUAUUAUAGCUGUGAGGACUCUGACACAAACAUUUCCAGGGGAUUGUGCAGUUGGCUGAAGUGGCAGGGCAGACACCUAAUCUUCAGCAAGUGAGAACAGGAAUCACAUGUUCCUUUGGUGCCUCCUUUUCCAAGAUGUUUAUAGUUCCGCUCAAGUAUCUGUUUUGUGUUUAUUCCAGCAGCUCACGCCUUUUUAUCCUGUGGACUACCCGCUGGAAGAUGGCAGCACCUGUGGAGAUGGGGUCCUCCAAGAUGGGGAAGAAUGCGAUGAUGGCAAUAACAUAGUGACUGAUGAUUGUAUAAGUACGUUUGAUGUUACCAAUUCUCGUUUUCUUGCUUUAAUAUACACAAGGGUUCUCAGAUAAAUGGAAAGCCUAAUUCAUAUAUACACAAGGAUUCUCAGAUAAAUGGAAAGCCUAAUUCAUAUACUUCACUGUUUCCACAUGUGAUCUGGAUAAAAAAGCACCAAAACACUCAGGAAAAGCUACUUUCACUAAGUGGGAAAGAGCUGGUAUUUUAUUUUUCAACAGAUAGUUUUGUAAACAUACACAGGCAAGCAAACUGAUUAAUCUUGGAGUUAAUGGGUGAUGUGGAAGAAAGUUCACACUGUCCUCUGACAUGCAAGGAGCUAGCUAGCAGCUGCAAAUAACCCCAUUUAUGUAUUUAUUUACCUUUCUCUUUUAUUUUGGGUUUAUUAGAAUGUCGCCAUGCUUAUUGUGGAGACGGCUACCGACACGAAGGGGUAGAAGAGUGUGAUGGGAAAGAUUUUGGAUACUUAACUUGCAAAACGUAUCUCCCUGGGUAAGGCAAAUUUAAGUUAUUUUUGUCACAUCAUGGGAGAGUAUGAUUUGUUUUAAAAAUUCACAAAAUAUUGGACUGGGAAGGAAGAUGGAGGCAAAGGUCUGUUUUCAUUCCUUUGCUCCACCAGGAACCAAUGGAUGGAGGGAAAACUGGUUGUUGUUUUUUUAGUGGGGGGGGGAUGAUUCCUGUGGCCCCAAUCACAUGUUGUCUGUGGUUGCUUGGAGACAAAGGGAGGGAUCCCUCUUCACCUUGAAUUAAUAGUUGUAGGGAAAUAACUGGCUGUGCCUCUCUAUGGUCACCCCUUCUUCCCGGUGGUCAUUUCAAUGAUGAUGAUCCAAUCUCCCUUUGUUUUACCUGGUGGGGAGGAGAAUUGGGCAGGUGGAAGAUGGGGUGGAAAUAUUCUGAGGAAGUGGGUACUUUGGUACUAAAGCUGUUGGGACACAGUAGCUAACUCCGCAGAUAUUACCCACCGUGGGACUUCAAGAAACCACUGGCUAGGGAGACCUAGGUCUCAUGCAUCAAGGCAUGAGAUUUGUUUCCCAGAUUUGUUUCAUUUGGCAUCUCUAGGAAACUGAGGAUGAAGAGGAGGCUCCGCCAUCAUAGUACUCUUCUCUCUCAUGCACCCAAAGCUAGUUACUUACAAUUACCUUAUGCUAUUGAGAAUAUCCCCAAGAGUCAUGAGAGACUAGUGGAUGCAUAAAUUUUAACUGAAGCAGACGGAGAGGCCACCUUUGUUUUUGUGCAAGUGUAGGAUGUCUCUAUGGGACGCGGGUGGCGUUGUGGGUUAAACCACAGAGCCUAGGACUUGCCGAUCAGAAGGUCGGCGGUUCGAAUCCCCACAACGGGUGAGCUCCCGUUGCUGGAUCCCUGCUCCUGCCCACCUAGCAGUUCGAAAGCACGCCAAAAAGUGCAAGUAGAUAAAUAGGUAUCACUCCGGCGGGAAGGUAAACGCUGUUUCCGUAUGCUGCUCUGGUUCCCCAGAAUUAGUCAUGCUGGCCACAUGACCCAAAAGCUGUAUGCCGGCUCCCUCGGCCAGUAAAGCAGGAUGAGCGCCGCAACCCCAGAGUCAGCCACAACUGGACCUAAUGGUCAGGGGUCCCUUUACCUUUACAUUUAGGAUGUCUCUACUGUUUGCAGAUUCUCUCCCCACCCAAUUUAGGCACCCAUGAGGUCUGUGCUUGAAUUAGAAAAAAGCUAAUUAAGGCUGUGGUUGCUCUUAGCCAUCAGUUUUACACCAGAGUGAGCUAAAAACAUAUUCGUGUGGUACAGAGCUGUAGUGCUUCUCUUUAGUCCAGCAGGAUAUUGAGGUCACAUCCAUACCAUACAUACAUGGCUUCCCCCAAAGAAUCCUGGAAACUGUAGUUUACCCCUCACAGAAUGACCAUUCCUAACACCUUUAGAAAACUACUGUUCCCAGGAUUCUUUGGGGCAAGCCAUGCGCUUUAAAUGUACUGUAUGAUGUAAAUGUGACUUUAGAUGAGGCCUUUGCUUGCUUGUAAUCUGACUUGCAUGCAUUGGUAUUAAUAGCUUCUUCUUGUCAGCAGUAUUUUACCUGCAAUAGCUGUAGCUGUGUCAUGCUGUCAGGUAUCAUUACGAUCUUACAGGAAACAUUCCAUUUGCAAAUGAAAUUAUCUGCAGAGUUCUCAUGGCUCCUGAAAGGGUAAUGUGUUAAUUGGCAGGAAUAAAGAAAGCACAAGAGUCAGUUCUGCAAACCCUCUUCUGUAAUUUAACUCCUUACAGCACCUUUUACAUCAAUGGGACUCGAUAAACAGACAUUUUAGGAAAGCAAUCAUAAAAUAUAUACAUGUUAAAGGUUGAUAUUUGGUCAAGAUUUUGAAAACUGAGGCCUUUAUUUCAGGGUUAUCAAAUUUCCAGACAUGACAGCAGCUGUGAUAAUUGUGCUUUGUGAAUCUGCAAAUAACGUCAUAUUGCCCUUUGAGCAUUCAGUUAAUUGGGUGCAUAAUGAGAUAUAGGUUAAAACAAAGCUUGAUAUUGGACUGUAUUGAUUAAGUGUUCAGUUGGCAAUGUUAUUGCAAAUUGUACUUUAUUUUGUGCCGCAAAUGUCUCUUCGCAGCCUUUUUCAAACAUCCCUCUGUCUAACAUAUUUGCCUCGCUGCAAAACGCUGCAUUCAAAAUCCAUCUGUGGACGCCCUGAUAGAAAUUAGAUAUAAAAAUCAACUGGUAAAAAAAGUGUCAUGUGUAAUAAUGACUGGUGUGUGUUCAUCUUCUGUCUUAGGUCUUAUGGAAAAUUACGAUGCACUUCGUUUUGCAAUAUUGACUCUACAGAGUGUCGAUACUUUACAUGAAAAGUGAGCCCUGUAAUAUGUGAGUAUCCCACAUACGACAUCCAUACAUCCGGUGCUAUGUUACCAUCAACCCAAGACUGAGCAAUAGACAAGCAACCCAUCUCUAUGAUAAAAAAACCAAAACCAAUGUCCUGCUGCUCGUGGUGUUUGGAGAUGUGUUUUUAAAUUGGCUCACACUGGAAGAAAAUAGGACCACUGAAUCCUGUCUUAGUAGAGAAAUGUCAUGCAACAUUCACAGUUAAGACUUACCUUUUCCAUGGCUGCUUACAGGAGUUCCUCUUUACAACAGGAAAACCAAAUAACCGGAAUACUGUAUUUUACUUCAAUACUGUUACUUCAUAAAAACACAAUUAUACCUCAACUUGGCACUCCUAGUCCUACAGAUAAGCUCUUCGGGUGUUUUUGUUUUUUUAAAGAAUAAUUUUUCCAGUAUAAACACAAAGCAUAUUCUGGUUGCAGUGUUUAUAAGGACUAUUUAUGAUUUUUUUUUUCAUUACCAUGUGAACUUCGUACAUGCUUUAGCUGCAUUAAUUAAUCAUGUGUUCAAGUGAGAAGUCCCGGGUUUGUAUAUAUUGACUUGGGGCAAUUAGGCUGCAAUCCUAUGAGCACUUAUGUGGGGGUAAGUCCCAUUAAACUCACUGGGACUUACUUCUGAAUAGAGAUGCAUAGGAUGGCACUGUUAGUUAACUGGAAGAGAACCAGAUCGAGGAACUGAUUAGCUUUAUUUACAUUGCAAUUCUGUGUAUGCCAACUUGGAAGUACUCCCAGGUUAAGUGGAUAUAGCCUUAGAAACAGAAAUUGUAUAACCAUGUGAGAGAUGUAAAUAGAUUGAAAUAUAUCGAGAGUGACUGAAAUGGAAGAAUUCAAAAGGGAGUCAACACUUGUAUAUAAUGAAUUCUUCAGCGUCAGAUUAUUACUUUGGGAUGCUUGACUCAUGCGGGACAAGCUCUCGAAAACAAAGUCCUCUUGCCCCUUAUACCACGUUCCUGCCAAGUUCUUAGACUUAUAACACUAUAUCUUGUGUCUAAUAUGCCUGAAAUCUGCAUUCUGAAUUAUGCAACAGAAUGGAGGUUUGCACCUUGAAAAGCUUAGAAUUGCCUUAGAGACUAUUGUUGCAAAACUUUCAUUUUAGUUGUUAUGCCAGGAAGUGUUACUUGCUUUCUCAUGUACCUGAUACUCAGUUCUACUGGUUUCUACCUAGAAAUUGCUUUCCAGUCUCAGCUUUGUACAACUGUUAGGAUUAUUGGCCAUGUUCAUACAUCAUCAUGGUUUAGUGUGACCUGCAUGAGCUGAAAUGAGCCCAGGCGAUUGUUGAGUUCACACAUUCCCUCCAUUUUUCUGUCUGAAUGGUCUGAGGGAGGACUUCAGCAGUGUUUACUUAAUCUCUUAAUCUCAGGUUUCCAUUGCAUGUGAACUGGGGGUUGUGGUUUGCACUACGCUUAGUUUAAACAAGCCAGUUUUACAACCCAUGGUUUGAGUUUGGGUGGUUUUUGAAACUGCCCUGGGUUCAUAUUCCAGUUCAUAUUCCAGAACAAGCAGAGUUUAAGAGGAACUGAAAUUAAUCACUGCUGAAAUCCUCCCCUCAGGCUAAUCAAAGGUAGAGAGGGGAGGGAAAGCACACAUGCCCAAAGCUUGCUCAGGAUCCUUCCAGCUUCUGUUUGUUGUGCUAAACCAUGGUUUAACGUGAACGCAGCCACUUGUGUAUAUAUUCCUAUUUGUAUAGCCGAUAGGAGUCAUCCCAUAGCGUGUUAUUCAGAUUACAUGUUGUAUAGAUUUUGUAUGUAUAUAUGCAUAUAUAUAUAUAUAUAUAUAUUCCAAGUGGAUUGGUCAGAGAUGGUUAUGUUAUCUUUGAAAGCAUUUGAGAUAAUUACUGAUUUCCUUUCUAACAGAUACUAAAGAGCAAAUUUCAUGUUGGAAGUAUACUGAGUUAGAUACAUGUGGAAGUUACCUUAAAUUUAGAUAAACCUCUGAGUAAAUUCUUCAUACAGUGACGUGUGGAUUCAGGUUUAAGAGAAUUAAGAUAGGACAUUCUUUUCAUAUCUGUCAAUAUUCCUGUUUUCCUUUUCUUUAACGGUCUAAAAUGUUUGUUUGAAGCACAUGAACCCAUGUAUAACAACAGCUAUCGUUGUUAUGUUCUGUUACUUCCAUAGGAGUUGAAUAAGAAAUAUAUUAUACAAUUAU
This is a messenger RNA of Podarcis lilfordi (Lilford's wall lizard), 41713 nucleotides long. The record is from the annotation of a GenBank genome assembly. NCBI's taxonomy places the organism in Eukaryota, Metazoa, Chordata, Lepidosauria, Squamata, Lacertidae.